This is a messenger RNA of Striga hermonthica, 570 nucleotides long. NCBI's taxonomy places the organism in Eukaryota, Viridiplantae, Streptophyta, Magnoliopsida, Lamiales, Orobanchaceae. The record is from the annotation of a GenBank genome assembly.
AUGGAGCAAAGACUAGACAGCAACUCCACCACACUCGAAGCACGAAACCGAAAAGAGAUCGACAAACUCGUCUCGGCCAACGAGCUACAAGAACACAACAUACGUAAUCAAGAAACCAAAGUCGUCCACAACGUCAACCUGUACUUCAUAUUCCAAGCCGUCGUUCUAGCCUCCAUCACCGCCUCCUCAACCGCCACCUGUCGCCAGUGGUGGGUCCCGUUCACCCUCUCCCUCAUGGCGGCCGUCACGAACCUGCUGGGCUUAUGUGGCGCCGUGUCGCGUGUUCUGAAAUCGAGGGACGAGCUCGACCAGAGCCUUUCGGAUGUGGGCUUCAUGAAACUGUAUCCAAUCACGAAAGAGCAGCUGGCACAGGUCAUGCCCGGGUCGCCCUUGAGUCACGAGGGGAAGGAGAUUGUUCGGCCCAAGGCGUGUGGGUUGAGGAGGUGGAGAAGGUGUUUCGUGGCUUACUUUGUGAUCGGCUUGUUUGUCGGGUUUAGUGGGGUCGUGAUGUAUGGUUGCCGUAGGAUGCUCUGUAAUAGGGGUGAUGGAAAAUGUGUCAAACUCUGUUAA